CUCACACGAAGACCCCAAAGCGGGGUCAUGUGACCGUGCUGACGUCAGGCCGGGGCGGCAGGCAGCCGAGGAGCCAGUUAGUUUGCAGGCUUUGAAUAAACCUCCAGCUCAGACGAGGAGACUCUGGGAGUCUGACAGUCCCCGUUAGCUCUGCUUCAGUCCAUCUCCCCCUCCUCUCUCGCUCUCUCUUCGUCGUCUCCUCUCUCGGCUCUUCUGCCCCCCCUCAUCUUCAGUUAUUUGUGCUGCUAUUCUUUUCUUCUCGCCUGUUGCUUCUUCUCUUCCUCCUCCUGCUGCUGCUGCCGCUGCCUCAAACUUAGCCUAGAGAGAAAGUGCUGGGUGAUGGACUGCUGAACAGCUUGUACAAAGUGAGCUGUGAGCAGAGCGAUCAACAGGCCCGACAGUCAUGGGGAAGCAGAACAGCAAGCUGCGCCCGGAGGUGAUGCAGGACCUCCUGGAGAGCACCGACUUCACCGAGCACGAGAUCCAGGAGUGGUACAAGGGCUUCCUGAGGGACUGCCCCAGCGGGAACCUCUCCAUGGAGGAGUUCAAGAAGAUCUACGGCAACUUCUUCCCCUACGGGGACGCGUCCAAGUUCGCCGAGCACGUCUUCCGCACCUUCGACGCCAACGGAGACGGGACGAUAGACUUCCGGGAGUUCAUCAUCGCGCUGAGCGUGACGUCGCGCGGCAAGCUGGAGCAGAAGCUGAAGUGGGCCUUCAGCAUGUACGACCUGGACGGCAACGGGUACAUCAGCAAGGCCGAGAUGCUGGAGAUCGUGCAGGCGAUAUAUAAGAUGGUUUCCUCUGUGAUGAAGAUGCCUGAAGACGAGUCGACGCCCGAGAAAAGGACGGAGAAGAUCUUCAGGCAGAUGGACACCAACAGAGACGGAAAGCUGUCUCUGGAGGAGUUCAUCAAAGGAGCGAAGAGCGACCCCUCCAUCGUCCGCCUGUUGCAGUGCGACCCCAGCAGCGCCGGACAGUUCUAAAGCCGAGGCUCCAACAAAACCCCUCGCCGACUCGGUGACCCCGGAUUGCCUGAGACUCUCCACUGACGGAGCAGACUGAAGAUGAAGGAUGACAAGAUGACGACGACGACGAAGGAGGCAGGCCUUCAAAAUGUACUGAGGACUUUCAAAGAUGGAGCCACCCCCCCUCCCCCCCCCCCCCCCCCCCCCUCCCCCCUCCCCCCUCCUCUAAACUCUGUAUGUAGACUGACCGGUCUCGCCGGGGCCUGAAGCCCGCCGGCUGUCCUCCGCCCUCCGGAGUCCUCCAGGUUUACAGUAGAUGGUGUACAUAUGCAGUCUGAGCUGGAGUCUCGGGGUGUUUGAUUGGCUCGCGGAGCCGGCGGCGCCGCGGCGGACUCGGUGUGGGUGAGAUGGUCUGUCCCUCUCUCACUCCUUCUUUCACUCUCUUCUUUUUCUACCCUGAUACUUGUGUACGUGCAUUGGUGUACUUUCUUUUGAUUUGUUUUUAUUUUGAAAACUCUCCUUCCCAACUGCGAUCCGGGGGACAGCUGGUCGUGCGACUAUGCAUCUUGGCCUCCGUCUCUCGGGAGUGCGGCGGAGCGCGGCGACGUCCGGGGCGAAGCGUCCCUCCGUCCGCCGCCCGUCCCUCUGCCGCCUCUCCUUCCUGUCAGCACGGAGAGAGGGAGGCGCCGCGCUCCAGCUCCACGUCAAACCAGUCACACUCCACCAGUAUUUGUAGAUAACUUCGAAGCGAACCCAGCUGUAGUGCGGACCGCUCGGCUCAGAACAAACGUCGUGAAGUAAUAAUAAUAUUAGCUGUUUUAUUUAAGCCGGAUAUCCAGCAUGCCAAGCGCUUCUCUUCUUCUUCUUUUUUUUUCUCCCACUCCUUUAUCAUGUGAGGAUCCGCGUGCAUGUGACUACGCACGCACGCACGUACGUGUGUGUGUGUGUGUGUGUGCUGGCUGGCUUUGUGUGUUGGUGUCGUCGGUGUCGUGACGCAGCGGGGACCAACGCCACGCACAAACACCUGUACAUACCGAGGUUUCUCUCUUCUCCCGCUCUCCUGAAACCCACGGAGAGCAGCGUCCGCAGUUUGAAUGUGAUCAGUAACGGGGGGGAUUUUAGUGACCGGUUUUAAAACGUGGAACUUUUAUUAGCGAGACGGGCAGCGUAGCAUCCUGACGAGGGGACGAACCCCGACCUUCACAGCCAUCAGCAGGUGAGAAGAGUGCGGUCAGGGCGAAUGCGGCGGCGUCUGAAACCUCCGGACGAUCCCUGCAGAGCAGGAAUGAAACGCCCAGUAAUGUCAGAAUUUCAGCCGUUCCAAAUGUAGUGAAGCCAAUAAUGUGAGGAAAUAACUGAGAAUAUUUUUUCCAACAUUCCAACAAGGAGUAAUAUUUUAUAAAUCAUUUCUAAAAAAAAAAAAGAAGCAACAAAUAUUGUAAUAACACAUAAAUACAGCAGCAUUUAUUUUAAAAAAAUGAAAGUUUUUUGCAGGUUUUGUACACUGAGGAUAAUACUUAUUACAUUAUUGACUUUAUUACAUUGAAAAGAGUCAAAAUGAUCACAUUAUUGGUUCAUGCACCAGUAAAUCAUAGAUUAUUUGAUCAAGUAUGAGAAUUCCAGUGACUAAGAAGAACUAAGUGAGAGUAAUUUAACCUGAAUGAAUCAGAACGCACAGUGACCACAGCAACGCUGCGCGGUGCAGUUUGUCUCCUCGUCUCUGGUUGUUAUUAUAAAAACUGGGGAAAAAGUGACAUUUGCAGCCGGUCGGUCUCCUGAAUGUACCCGAGCACAGCCGCCCCCCUGCCCUCCCCCUCACAGCACCCACACCCCACCCUCCUUUAGAAAAGCUUUGAAUGUUCAAUUGUAUAACUGCUGUUUUAUUUUAUUUUUUAAGAAAAGAAUUUUAAAAAAGAUGCAGACCAACAAACAAAGGAGAGAAUCACAACUACUGCAAUGAUACUGUCACUAUGUUGCUUCUUUCUCUCUCUCUCUUUAUAGUUUUUUUUUUUUUUUCCAUUGAGAAAAACAAAAUCUGUGUCAGGUGUAACAAUUCUGUUAAAACACAAAAUAGCAUCUUGUGAUCAAGUGCCAAAUAUAAAGAAAGAAACAGUAUUGUAUAAAUUUCUACUGUACAAUUGUUAUAUGUUGAACAAAAUGUUUGUAAUUGUUGCAUUUUGUAGGUUUUGUAUGGUAUCCUGUAUUUUAGUGACUUCAGUUUUUGGAACACAGGAUUCUGUUUUUUUGUUUUGUUUUUGUUUUUUUGGUCAAUUUGAAAAAGGCAAGAAAUAAAUUUACAAUAUAUUGUGUGCUAAGUA
This is a messenger RNA of Salarias fasciatus (jewelled blenny), 3285 nucleotides long. RefSeq names its product neurocalcin-delta A. Bases 404 to 985 code for a protein of 193 amino acids. The record is from RefSeq and is a predicted model, not a curated record. Gene Ontology annotation, biological process: calcium-mediated signaling. The transcript has 6 exons. Lineage: Eukaryota; Metazoa; Chordata; Actinopteri; Blenniiformes; Blenniidae. Gene Ontology annotation, molecular function: calcium ion binding; tubulin binding; actin binding.